AUGUCUACAGCAGCGCACGGCCCGGCUGCCGCCCAAGUCCUGCGCGACAUAGAGGAGGCCCACACAGCCGCUUGCAACGCCGGCGUCGCGCAUUACGCCGACCCCGCCACGGGGUACAAGGUGUUCACCCAGGCAUCUCACGAAAAGCGGGGUUUCUGUUGCGGCAACGCCUGCAGGCACUGCCCGUUUGGACACUUGGAGGUUAACCCCGAGUGGCGGCUUGCUGGCAGCGUUCCCAAGACGGUGAUGCUCGCCCAGCACCGCAAGCAGAGAAAGUCGAAGCUGACAGUCGGAGAGGGCUGGAAGGCGUUCACGGACGACGGGGGCGGGGAGCGGACGGUGCUGUUUUGGUCGGGCGGAAAGGACUCCUUCCUCACGCUGCGGGCCCUGCAGAAGAGGAAGAGGGAGGAGCGGGGGAGCGAACGAAUAACGCUGCUGACGACUUUCGAUGGCAAGACAGGAAAGAUUCCUUUUCAGGACACAAAGAUCACCGACGUGCUGGAGCAAGCGCGGCACGAGGGCGUGGACCUCCUAGCGGUCCCCCUCGGAGGAGGUUCAGGGCCCUUCCCGGAUGCCUAUUCCGUGACGCUCAAGGCCGCGCUAAAACCUCUCCGCGUCAAGGCGCUCGCGUUCGGAGACCUCCACCUUCAGGAGCUCAAGUCCUGGCGACAAGACGUCUUCUCCGGUGCUUAUCCUUGCGAGUUCCCGCUGUUCGAGGUACCGUACGAGGAGCUCCUCUCCAGGCUGUGGGAGGAGAUAGCGGCCGGAGUUACCCUUAAGGUGUCCUCCGUGAGCACCGACCACAAGGGCUUGGAAGGGAUCAGCGUGGGCGACGUCUACUGCGAGGCAUUUGUGAAACGGCUGCCCGAUAUCGUGGACGCCAUGGGCGAGAACGGCGAGUUUCACACGCAUGUUUACCACAAUCGGGGAAAAGGGGACGGCGGGACCUGGAAAACGGAGGAGGAAGAAGAAGAAGAAGAAGAAGAAGAAGAAGAGGAGUCUUCUAGCGAAUCGUAG
Molecule: messenger RNA, 1017 nt
Organism: Ectocarpus siliculosus
Lineage: Eukaryota; Phaeophyceae; Ectocarpales; Ectocarpaceae
Source: the annotation of a GenBank genome assembly